Molecule: messenger RNA, 1005 nt
Organism: Penicillium mononematosum
Lineage: Eukaryota; Fungi; Ascomycota; Eurotiomycetes; Eurotiales; Aspergillaceae
Product: putative AT DNA binding protein
Exons: 3
Coding region: 1-1005 (334 amino acids)
Source: RefSeq, a predicted model, not a curated record
AUGUCGAAUCCAUCUGAUAGGCCAUGGACCGAGGAGGACAAGUACACUCUACUCACUGAGAUCCUCAAGAAAGCUGGAUUUCCUUCCAGCUAUCUAGUGCGCAUGAUUAAAGAAUAUGGUAUUACUCCAAGCUGGGAGCAUAUUCCCCUUCCACAAGGUCGUUCACUCAGCUCGUGCAAAACGGCCUAUCUCAAUAUGGUUCAGCAGCCUGUGCACCCUCCACAUCCAGUGGCACCGUUUCCACCGCGAUCCGAUAUCACCGGCCCGCCAGCCCCAAUGGACCCUAGCACUAUGCGCAAGCGGCCAUUGUAUCCUUCCGACAAACCAAUCCCUCGUGCAAUCCAGCCAAGGCCACCAGCCAGCACCGCCUCCUACAGCAGCGAAAGCGGAGCAUCCGCCCAGCUCUCCCCAAGACUAGAUACCGGCCCCGGCGAACCACCCCGUAAACGAGGACGCCCAAGCAAAGCAGAGACCGAGCGACGCAAGCUUCUAGCCGAGGCUCGCGGUGAAACUUACCCAGCCCCUCGACGGUCAGGGUCUGGCAGACUUAAAGUCCCUCCUUCACCAACCAGCCCCGCGGCAGGCCCAUCGUCUACACCAUGCCCGCCGGCACCCCAAGCAUUCCAGGGACCCAAACCAGGCCCAGCCCCAAUGCUCUACGACACUUCAGCCAUGCGCUCAGCAAUUCCACCAGGCCUCGGUCCCGCGUCAAACGAUGAGCGCCGCGAUAUGUCAGCCCGUGGCAUGGGCACCAACAUGCGUGAACUACCCCGGCCAACAGAGAUGGGCCAUCCCCUCCCUUCACCACAUGCCUUGCAACUAGGGCCCCCAGACGCAUUCCCUAGACUCAGCAACCCAGUCGAGCGGCCUUACAGCUUCUCGGCAGACCGGUUCUCCCCGCCAGACAGUGGUCGGCGCGACUCGGUCACUAGUCGAUCUGACCAGCCAGGACCGUACUCGGAAGGACGAAUGAGCACGACAUCAGCCGAGCAAGCUCCACGAUGA